AUGGGCGAAUUUGCGAACAGCAGCCUUUCCAAUCAUCAUCAGCAUCAUCCUCAUAGCCCGACGCAGCUCUCGACCUCCUUCCGCAGUACCUCCUCCAUCACGCAUUGUACAUCCACCAGCACUACGACGUCGGCAUUGCAUGAUGAUAGUAUCUACGAAUUGGUCUCUUGUCCUACCACGCCGCCGCCCUCAAGCGAUAGCAGCACCGCACCAACAACACCAUCAGCAAAAGCUGCGCCCACUUCUUACCAUUGCAAGGACGCCUCCGAAGCCACAACAGCAACAGCGGUGGGGGCGGGGGCGGCCAUGUUCGCCAUUCCGCCUUACAGCCCCACGUACUGCAAAGCCAACGAAUUCCCAUACUCCAAUUUCUAUGUCAAACUGCCGGAUGGCAGAUAUAUGAUUCGAUACCGCUCGGGUAACCGUGAAAUCCUCGGGACCGAGAUCAUUGAAGGCUAUAUGAUAUGA
Zychaea mexicana is the source of this 468-nucleotide messenger RNA. RefSeq lists its product as uncharacterized. The transcript is spliced from 2 exons. The coding region runs from base 1 to 468 and encodes 155 amino acids. NCBI's taxonomy places the organism in Eukaryota, Fungi, Mucoromycota, Mucoromycetes, Mucorales, Lichtheimiaceae. The record is from RefSeq and is a predicted model, not a curated record.